AUGGGCCCCUGUACCGCCUCCUCAUGCUGCUGCCAGGCCCGUAAUCUGCCAUGGGCCCCCGUACCGACUCCUCAUGCUGCUGCCAGGCCCGUAAUCUGUCAUGGGCCCCUGUACCGCCUCCUCAUGCUGCUGCCAGGUCCAGAGUGUGUCAUGGGUCCCUGUACGGCCUCCCAUUGCUGCUGUCUCUAUCGCCACACUCUGCCAUGUGCCACUUUCAGGUCUCCUCACACUGCUGGUGGUUUCCAUUUUUGUCAUAGGGUGCUGUAUGGCCUCCCAUUGCUGCUGCCUCCACCGCCACACUGUAGCUCCACACUCUGGUUUUGGCCCCGUGACUGCCCAAAUGAGUGAAGUGUGCGGUGAUUCUAAGAUCGACGGCACUCAUCUGCAUGUCAUACUGACUGACAGUAUUAUUUCUCUUCCCCAGCAGACUCCAAGGGCAUUUAAAUUAAAGGUACAGUGUUCUGCACUAAUAUUA
This is a messenger RNA of Staurois parvus, 475 nucleotides long. The record is from the annotation of a GenBank genome assembly. Lineage: Eukaryota; Metazoa; Chordata; Amphibia; Anura; Ranidae.